AUGGUCUCCUACUACACGACUUCCCCGCAAACCCGGCAGGUGGCAGACGAAGAUAUCCAAGUGACACCGAUCUCUUACUAUGCCAGAGAGACUCGCCGUCGCAAUCGAGUAUUGCGCGAUGACCUUCGCAGGGCCGAGCCAGAUGGCAUUCUAAAUCUAGUUGCUCAACGCGGCCAUUCCUGGGACUCCAUAGCCACUUCCACUGCUCUACACGCCUUAGCCUGCAAAAUGAAGGGAUCUACAUCCACCUGGGACUUAAAGGACGCUCGGUGGCAGCGCCUCUGUGCCUUGACCUUUCAACACUUAGUGGAAGGAGAGGCAAGGAAUCUGGCGAAUGUGGCCUGGUCUCUGGCGAGCCUACGCUGCAAGCUUUUCCCUUUCCAAGACUUGGCGAAGCAGGUCGUACUUCAUGCAGAAGAGCUGAAACCACAGGAGGUCUCGAACCUCAUGUGGUCAUUGGCACACUUGCGAUUUCAUCAUGUCCCAAUGAUCUCGAGUCUUGUGUCAGAAGUUGUCAAGCAAGUCUCUGGCUUUUCUUGCCAAGAUGCAUCAAAUACUAUGUGGGCAUUGGCUUCCUUGGCAGUCGCAGAAGACCGUGCUCUUGAAACUCUGCUGCCCUCUGCGAUGAGGAACAUAUACCAAUUUAAGCCCCAAGAAUGUGCAAACACUAUUUGGGCUUUGGCCAUUUUGGCGCUGUCAGAUGUCGAACUGGUGGAGAAGAUUGCCGAGCAUGCAGUUGACAUCGUCACGGAGUUUCGUAACCAAAAUCUGUCCAACUUUAUUUGGGCCUUUGCAAAGUUGGGGCACAAGGACGAAGUGACGACAGCCAAACUCUUGCAGGCUACACUCAGAGGUUCCGAUGAACCGGCCAUUGAGUUUUUGUGUGCAAGCAUGUGCUCUCGGAUCACCGAAUUUAAGCCCCAAGAGCUAGCGAACUUUAUUUGGUCAAUGGCUAUCACUGGGGAAAGAGGUGAACCUGCCUUGGUCUGCAUUGUUGGUCAAGUUGAAAUGACCUUGCAUGAGUUCAGCUGUCAAAGUACGGCCAACUUUGUUUGGUCCUAUGCCAAGCUGGGUCUAAACGAGCCACAUGUGCUUUGUCUAGUCAAAGAGGCAGCGGCUCCGAAGCUGAACACCUUUUCAGAGCAAGACUUGUCAACAACUCUUUGGGCCUUUAGCACGAUGCUGCACCGCGAUGAUGUUUUCCUGGACCAUUGGAUGUGCGCCAUCUCCCAAAAGCUCCUGGAGAAGCCCGUAAAGCCUCAGCAUGCCUCGAACAUUCUGUGGGCCUUGGCUUCGAUCGCUUUUUAUGACGGCCCCUUUUUCACCACUUUGACCGAUGGCAUCAGGAAGUCGAUCAAAGGCUUUGCUGCGCAGGACAUUGCUUGCUGUACAUGGGCCUGUGCUACAGUUGUCCACAGAGACCAGAGCUUCACUGACCUCAUGGCCAGUGAGGCAGCAGAUAAACUGAAGUACUUCGAUCCACAAAGUGUGGGCAACACGGUUUGGGGAGCCACCUAUUUGAAGACGUCUGUCUCUAAGUUGUAUCAUAGCCUCAGUGAUUUGAUGGAUGCAACAACUCUCAGUUGUUAUAAUGACAAGGUGGUGGCAAUGGUGGCACGUGCUCUCAUGACUGGGUUUGCUGCUGAAAUGUCUUGGGACGUCUUCCACCGCUUGCAGCAACUCGAUCAAAAUCCUGGGAUCAGCGCAUUAAGCUUGUGGUUGCAUCACUGCCGCCACGUGCAGCCAUGCAUAGGCCGGGAAAUGCAGGUCAUGUCCGUGCUUGCGAGGUUCCAACCGUGUAGAUACGUGCAGCAAGCAAUUCUGAAUGUUGCAGCCCUACGUUUGGCCGAAGACGGUUUCCUGACUGAUGCUUUGAGCCUUGUGCAAGAGCUGCUGCAUCAUGACGCUACAAACAUCAUUGCCGGGCACUUGCAUCAACAGUUGUUUGAUGGCUUCUACGGCGCGGAAGCUGUGAUCGAACCCUUGCAAAUGAAGUGGAAGCUGCCAUCGCACAUGCGCGGCCAUAGUGGGACCGACUAUGACAAGCAGUGCAGAUUGCUGGAACAUGUUUUGAGCACAGCACAGAAGGGUGAUGCAUGGUCAGUGGUGACCACGAUCGAGCGUUUCUCUGUGGAUGGGAACGGCUGGCUGAAGAUCGCUGGGGGUGGCAAAGGCAUGGUUCUUGAUGACCUCGUUCGAAAGUUGUCUCCUCAACCACCUUCCUUGGUCCUUGAAUUCGGGCUUUUCGUUGGGUACUCGAGCACAAGGAUGGCAUAUUGGCUGCGAGGUCACGGUGGCAAGGUGCUUUCAGUGGAGGUGGAUCCAAUACAUGUUGCUAUCGCCCGAAAUGUUAUCGAGUUUGCUGGAGUAGCCAAUCAUGUUUCGAUUUGUCUUGGAUACAGUGAGGAUGUGAUCCCACAUUUAAAAGAGACCUGUUGUGGAGCAUCCGCAGACGCCGUUUUCUUUGAUCAAAGAGGGACUCGCUUCCACACCGAUCUGUGCAUGUUGGAGUCUGAAGAACUGAUGAAAGAUGGCUGUGCUGUACUAGCAGACAAUGUGCUAAAGCCUGGGGCACCGCAUUUCCUCUGGUAUUUGCAGCACAGUCCACAUUAUGAUCUCACGGUCGUGUCUUUGCGGGAAUUCGCUGCAGACAGGAUCGAAGAUUGGAUGGCUUUGGGAAUCUACCAUCCUGGAAACUCAGGUCCAGCUGUGUUUUUUCCAAAAUCCUUGGACAGGUUGGCAUUCUUGACAGACAAGGCACGGGCGCACAGCUGCAAUGCGGACGGGCCAUGUGAAGUGGAUGAAGACGCAUGGGCCCGUCAUGCGCAAGAGAUACGUCGAGCUUACGAUGAUGUCCAGAUCAAUCCUCACAUAGUGAGGAUUAUCAAAUCUUCAGAGGGCGAGCCGUUUGUAGAUUGGGAGACUGCCUCUUUUGGCUCCGAAAAUGCAGGAUUCGUGAUUCGUGGUUGA
This is a messenger RNA of Durusdinium trenchii, 2970 nucleotides long. NCBI's taxonomy places the organism in Eukaryota, Dinophyceae, Suessiales, Symbiodiniaceae. The record is from the annotation of a GenBank genome assembly.